GUUCUUACCACGUCAAUAAGUUAUUAAAAGAAGAUAACCUGGUGAGUGGCGUUACCGCAGUUGUCUGCCACGACAUCACAUUUCCGAAUCCCAGUUUACCAUUUCCAGCACCUUUCCUCCUGAUUUUACCGGAAUAACCUUUCUCCCACUUUUAAUUACUGUCCAGUCCUUGAAACAACCCUAUUUCGUGGGAUUUAAGGAGCGUUCUAUAUUCAGCGGUUGGGAUUUUAACAGACAAAUUCUUGUUCUAAGCAUUGAGCAGUGAACGAAACGGACUCGGGAACGAGGACAUAACUUCAGAGGUUAUUUUCGUAAUAUAAACUACUUGGUAUAGCUUUUUGUCCUUGUUUGUGUCAUCGAGAUGAAGCUUUUGCAGAUAUCUAUACAAAAUCUCCUUAUUCUCUCUCUAAAAAAGUUUAAUUGGAAAGUGAAUCUUAGAGGACCUCACCAAACCCUCUACUGAUUCCGCCAUGUCCUCUCUCACGAGAUGAAGAUGCUCUCUUUCUUUUUCUCUUUUUCUCUUUUCCUCUUGGCUAAGGAAACUGAAACAUUUCUGAUUUAGUUCAUUGAAAUGUCACCAGCCUCUGUUUCUGCUGCUGCUACUGCUACUGUCAUGAUUUCUAUUUCUUUCUUCUUCUACCUUGCGGUGGGAGCUUCCUCGAAUUUAGUAUUCACCACUCAAAAGCCGAUUAAUUCACUAGGAGACUACACCGGACACAACAUCAGCAAGCAAUUGGAGUCCACCAAUGUUAUAAUCAGCGGGAACUUCACAUUUCCAAGCGAAAACCGCACUUUUCUGCUGGGCUUUUUCAGUCCACAUGGAGGUUCGAAAUGGUACCUGGGUAUUUGGUACGCUUCGACCCCGACUCCAACUUAUGUUUGGGUUGCAAAUCGUGAAACACCCAUCACCAGUCUUGCUUCUUCCAAGUUGCAAAUCACUGAAACUGGCAAACUGGCGAUAAUGGAGUCGCCAAAUUCUGUCAUUUGGCAGAGCACAAACGGUGAACGAGCAACGGAUUUUCGCUUUCUGGACAAUGGGAAUCUGGUCCUACUAUCGGCCACCAGGUCAAUAUUGUGGCAGAGCUUCGAUUACCCGACGGACACAUGGCUACCUGGCAUGAACAUCACUAAGGAGCAAUCUUUAACCUCUUGGCGGAGCAUAGCCGACCCAUCACCUGGGUUAUAUUCUCUCAGACUAAGCCCACGAGGGUACAACGAAUUUGAUCUCGUAUACAACAGAAGUUUCAGUUACUGGAGCACAGGCAACUGGACCGGUUCGAGAUUCGCCGGUGUACCUGAAAUGACAGUACCGUACAUUUACAAUUUCCACUUCGCCAAUCCUUAUACCCCCGCGGCAUCGUUUUGGUACACGGAAAUAGCAUUAGAUAAAGCACUGAGUCCCCCGUUAACGCGAUUUCAAGUGGAUGUCGACGGGCAGCUCAAACAAUAUACGUGGUCGACGCAGGCAGAGAAUUGGAAUAUGUUCUGGUCACAGCCGGAGAAUCGGUGUAAAGUUUAUCGGUUAUGCGGGGAUUUGGGAUUUUGUAAAAGCAGUUCCACAUCACCAAAGCCCUGCUUUUGCGUUCCAGGCUUUACGCCUGUUAGUGAUUCCGAUUGGGAGUUUGGGGAUUAUUCUAGCGGCUGUCGCAGGGACAGUGAGGAUUCCUGUGAUAAGACUGAUGGGUUCAUGGAGGUUGGUGUUAUGGAGUAUGAGGGAGCCGUUACGGUGUCGUUUCCAGGUAGUAGAAGCUUUUGCGAGAGGUCUUGUUUGGGUAACUGUUCGUGUAUCGGUUUGCUCCAUGACAAGAGGACUAAUUUAUGCAAGAAUUUAUAUGGGACUUUAUCGUAUUUGAGAAAUCUAAGCUCUGAUAGCACAUAUCAAGAUGUUCUGUUUGUUAGGGUGCCAGAAGAAGGAACUGCAAAGAAGGCCGAGUCGAAAUCUGUGCUUUUGAUUGUUAGCAUUCUUGGGUCUAUUGCCCUUGUUGGGUUAGCAAUCGGAGUUUUGCUGACUCUGCAAGCGAAGAGGAGGAGGAGCAAGGGUAGGAGGGAAGAUGGGGGCUUUCACUUAUUGAAUUUGAAGGUAUUUUCUUACAAGGAGCUGUAUGCAGCAACUCGAGGUUUCUCAGAUAAACUUGGGCAUGGUGGAUUUGGUGCAGUGUUUCAAGGCGAAUUAUCAGAUUCUACUCCUGUUGCUGUGAAACGCCUUGAGAGGCCAGGGAGUGGAGAGAGAGAGUUCAGGGCAGAGGUCUGUACGAUUGGGAACAUUCAACAUGUCAAUCUUGUGAGGCUUAGAGGGUUCUGCUCAGAGAAUUCUCAUAGGCUUUUAGUUUAUGACUACAUGCCCAAUGGUCCUUUGAGUGUUUAUUUACGCCAAGGUGGUCCUAGUUUGAGCUGGGAUGUUAGAUUUCGUGUAGCAGUUGGAACUGCUAGAGGCAUUGCAUAUUUACACGAGGAAUGUAGAGAUUGCAUCAUCCAUUGUGAUAUCAAACCAGAUAAUAUUCUUUUGGACAGCGAUUACACAGCUAAAGUAUCUGAUUUUGGCCUGGCAAAGCUUGUCGGUCGUGACUUUAGUCGAGUUCUAGCCACCAUGAGAGGUACAUGGGGUUAUGUCGCACCGGAGUGGAUAUCUGGAGUGGCCAUUACCACAAAAGCAGAUGUUUAUAGCUAUGGAAUGACAUUAUUGGAAUUGCUUGGAGGCCGAAGAAAUGUAGAGGCACCAGCAUCUCCAGCUGGUGGCAAUGGUGGCAGAGAGGGUGAUAAGGGGGAGAAAUGGUUUUUUCCUCCAUAUGCUGCACAACAAAUAAUUGAAGGCAAUGUAUCAGCAGUGGUAGAUUAUAGACUCGGCAGUGCAUAUAAAAUUGAGGAGGCAAAGCGUGUUGCUUUGGUUGCAAUCUGGUGCAUACAGGAUAAUGAAGAUAUGAGGCCUACAAUGGGGAUGGUGGUGAAGAUGCUAGAGGGGGUAGUGGAAGUGGCCUCUCCCCCAGCACCAAAAUUGCUACAAGCUCUGAUUUCUGGAGAUUCCUACCAUGGGAUUCAGAUGGAUUCUGGAAAUGGUGUUUCUAUCACUGGUGAUGGUUCUUGUGACAACAUGGGGAGUAUCUAGUGGUUCACAAUCAUCUCCUGCUAAUGCCAACUUCACUGUGAAUGGGAAUGUGAAUGUUUAAGUAUCAAGUUCAUUGGUAUUGAGUGGAUAACGGAUCCAAAGCUAAUAACUCCACAGGUCAUCUUGUAUCUGUUAUCUGUUGCUCUUCUCUCUCCCCCCCACCCCCCACCCCCCUCUCUCCUGAGUUGCUGCUGUAAGGAAGCCUUGCUUUUUUGUUUCAAAUGAUUUCAAGCUCAGCAAGAUGAAAUUGGCCCAAUCAUAAUUGUUUGCAAGAUAAUUGGAGUGUCACAAGAUUCAUUAAACCAGCCAUGUGUUUUCUGAAAAGUAUAAUUAUUUGUACCAUUGAGGGCCCCAGAUACACCAUUCCCAUGAUCAUAAAAGGAGAAUGAUUGUCCUGAAUGGCCAAAUCAGCAACUGCUUUUCAUUGCUUGAAGGGUUUAAAGCUCCCUAAGUCCUAAUUAAGGAGUGAAUCAAGGCUUGCCCAUCAUUUUCAAUUUGAAAUUAAGCUACUAUUUGGGUUUAGUUCAUUUUCAACUUUAAUGUCUCUUUCUUCAAUUCGUUUGGUUGGAGUCACAAAUGAUAUGAUCAUCCUUUUACAUUUUUCACUAGGUCCUAGGGACUUAGAUAAGUAUAUGCUCCCAUCUAUUUUUCUUUUCUUUUGGUAAAGCAUAUACUCACUUUUGUCAAUCUAGCUUAAGCUUUUAGCUUUUUAUAUCAUACAGUAUAUCAAAAGAAGAUCAUGAACCAUUUUGAAAGCCAAA
This is a messenger RNA of Manihot esculenta (cassava), 3864 nucleotides long. RefSeq names its product G-type lectin S-receptor-like serine/threonine-protein kinase SD2-2. The transcript has a single exon. The record is from RefSeq and is a predicted model, not a curated record. Lineage: Eukaryota; Viridiplantae; Streptophyta; Magnoliopsida; Malpighiales; Euphorbiaceae. Gene Ontology annotation, molecular function: ATP binding; protein serine/threonine kinase activity. Gene Ontology annotation, biological process: protein phosphorylation; recognition of pollen. The coding region runs from base 572 to 3103 and encodes 843 amino acids.